AUAGCGAUAUCGACUUGCAGCACCGUUUUUUACGGUCCGUACGUAUGAGAAGAGCGUGUACUUGUUCUACACUCUGGAGCGAAGGCCGUUUCUUUCUCCGCAUCCGGCGCGUAUGCUUGUGUUGACGGCAUCAGCAUGACGUUUACUUCCCCAUUCCAUCUGGUAAUAUCUUUAUGAAUUUGUUUUGCCUGAAAGACCAGCGGUCCCUCAGUGAUAUCUAAGUUAAUAUCUUCUCAACCUUCUUGCACAACUACUCUGGUCGAGCAUUUGCCGUGGUGUCGGAUAACACAUAUCAGAAUCUAUACAUCUUGUGGACGAAGACUUGUGGUUCUCCUCCCAACCUGCUCCUGCAUAGAAGGCGUGAGGGUAUCGGCUUUUUGAAUAUCAAAAAUGUCCCAGACUCAAGAUGACAAAAAGUCUCCUCGGACAGUACACUUCACGAAAGCCGUGGACGUCAAGACCGGCAAAGAUGGCCAAACUGAAGGAAUGGAACGACAAGCAGCAAUAGUCGGUAAAUCUCCCAGUAUUUGCGGAACUUUGAUGCGCGCCCACCCACAUUCAUCAUCGGCGGUACACCACCACGGCGACCAAGAUACGAUUGUGUAUGCGGUGAGUGGGCAUGGAGCAGUCGUCACGUCGAGUAAUGAUAAAGAUGGGGAUGAGAGACAGGUUCUCGCGCCGGGAGAUUGGGCUUUGAUCCCGGCGUACAGGGAACACCAGGAGGUCAAUGAGGGCGAGGAGGAGGUUGUUUGGGUCAUUGUACGGGCUCCUGGCGGCACUCCUGAGGUUGUGAAUCUUCAGGGGUGGGGAGAGAGUAGGAAAUGAGUCUCUCACGGUCGCGCGUUAAGAUUCAAGCUGUAUUGACCAGACAUGUCCUGACCAGUCCACACCAUGCGUGACCAGGGCGAUGCAGUUGGGUACAGUGACAGUGAGGCUCGAAUUUAAAGGGGCUGGCAAGUGGAACGAACUGCUGGGACAGACCUGGCGAAGCAGGAUAAGAAGAGGUUUGACAAGGGAAUC
Messenger RNA from Exophiala viscosa, 1020 nucleotides. RefSeq names its product RmlC-like cupin domain-containing protein. The coding region runs from base 391 to 825 and encodes 144 amino acids. The record is from RefSeq and is a predicted model, not a curated record. The transcript has a single exon. NCBI's taxonomy places the organism in Eukaryota, Fungi, Ascomycota, Eurotiomycetes, Chaetothyriales, Herpotrichiellaceae.